Molecule: messenger RNA, 1197 nt
Organism: Paraglomus brasilianum
Lineage: Eukaryota; Fungi; Glomeromycota; Glomeromycetes; Paraglomerales; Paraglomeraceae
Source: the annotation of a GenBank genome assembly
AUGCCCCCAUUAUUAUUCACCUUGCUAAACAACGAGAUAUCCUUGCGCCUGGGUCGACUAAGCCUAGCGUCAAAGAUCCUAGAUACUCCAAACUGUAUCCUAAAUACCGUUAGAGGAUCUGUAUUACAUUUGACGCCCGACAACUUGCGUUUAUUGCCUUUCCAGGCUGUUGGGAUAACUCUGGAGCAGUUUCUAGAUGUGCAGCCACCAGCUUCAACAAAGUUUCCCGGAGGCGCACAUGAAUUUUUCAACUUUCAAGAGUACCUGUUGUACGUUGAUAUACACGAUCCAGCUAAACAAAUCAAGGCUAGAGUUAAUUCUGAUAAAUUCAUCUCGGUACGGACACAUCAAGGGAUAAGACAACUUACAUUGGCAGACUAUCUGUCUUAUAUGAAUGCAUAUAAACCCGAUUUUUUUGCAGCAUUUUCUGAUUCAUUAAUACAAAAGAAUCAUGGCGACAAGCGUGUCCAGAAGUCGAUUGAUCGAACGCUUAAAUGGCUGGACGAUACACUAGAUCGAGUUGAAGAAGAUACAAAUGUUUUUGGUGUGUUAGGGGGACAUGGUAUUCGCGAAGAAAGGGUAAGGUCGGCACACGAGACGGCAAAAAGAAAGGUUGCAGGUUUUUUAUUGAAUGUCUCUGAGAUCGGAGACACUUCCGAAGAACGAUUGGAUUUGUUGAGAACUUCGCUCAGCCACCUACCGCAAGAAAAGCCGCGUCUUGUAUAUGGUCUUGGGACUCCCGGGGACAUCUUACGAGCGGUUUCUGAAGGAGCUGAUCUAUUUGAUACUAGCUAUCCUUCAGAGAUGGCUAACAACGGACACGCGUUUACUUUCAAGUUUGCUACGGACAGUAAUGCUUCGGACAUGACGCUAUCGAUGAAUUUGUGGGACAAAUCGUUUGCAAGAGACUUUCAACCAUUUGUGCCCUCUUGCGAGUGUCAUGCAUGUCAGAACUAUACUAGAGCUUAUACACAUCAUUUAUUGAUAGCACACGAGAUGUUGGCGAACGUGCUUCUAAUAAGCCAUAAUUUAUUCGUGUAUGGACGGUUCUUUGAGAGGAUAAGGAACAGCAUUAAAAUGAAGACAUUUGAUGAAGAUAUGCGACAAUUUUUACAUCGGUAUGAGGGACAAGCUCAAAUUGAACACUCUAUGGAACGCGACACGGAACCGAAAACGAAAGAGCUGAUUAUUAAUUGA